Baudoinia panamericana UAMH 10762 is the source of this 200-nucleotide messenger RNA. RefSeq lists its product as uncharacterized. NCBI's taxonomy places the organism in Eukaryota, Fungi, Ascomycota, Dothideomycetes, Mycosphaerellales, Teratosphaeriaceae. Bases 4 to 168 code for a protein of 54 amino acids. The transcript has a single exon. The record is from RefSeq and is a predicted model, not a curated record.
CGAAUGCAUGAGAGCACGCAAAAAUCAGUUUUUGCAGAGAGGCCGCAGAAGACAGUAGACCGCUCUAUUGCUCCCAGGUUUUGGAAAUGGGAGGACGUUGCCUCUGCUCACAGGAUGGACCCAUGUGGACAGUACAACCAUUAUGCUUCUGUCACCAUUGACUUAUAAUUUUGGGGCAAACACUCCGCCUCUGCUUCUUG